GUGUUGUUAUUGCCAGUGCUGUACAGUACAGUCAGUGAAGGGCAGACAGCGACACACACUCACACACGGAGUCGAGCAGGAUUAGAUAGACUCGGACUGGAUGGCAGGAUGACAUGCUCAGAUAAGAAGACACUGAUUCAAACAAACGGUCGCUUUUUACGCGUGUUAUUAAAGCUGUCGACAUAUUUCAGUCCGUGUCAGUCCAGCUGAGAUGAUUAUGAUGAUGAUGGACGCGCAUCUGUGGGAUCAUCUUCAGGCUGGCAGCUCCGAGGUGGACUGGUGUGAAGGGAAUUACCUUAUUUAUCCGGGAAUUGCGGAGUUUUAUAACACGAUAAGCAACGUGCUGUUUUUCGUGCUUCCGCCGAUCCUCAUGUGUCUGUUUCGUCAGUACGCCACACACUUCAACAGUGGCAUCUAUCUGAUAUGGACUCUGCUGGUGGUUGUUGGCAUCGGCUCCACUUAUUUCCAUGCGACGCUGAGCUUUCUGGGGCAGAUGCUGGAUGAGUUGGCCAUACUGUGGGUGCUCAUGUGUGCCAUCGGCAUGUGGUUUCCCAAGAGAUACCUGCCCAAGAUAUUCAGAAGAGACAGGUCAAGGUUUAAAAUGGUCAUCGGCAUACUCUCAGGCAUCACCACCUGUCUGGCCUUCAUCAAGCCAGCGAUAAACUCCAUCUCUCUAAUGACGCUAGGCAUCCCGUGCACCGCGCUGCUCAUCACUGAGCUCAAGAGGUGUGAUAACCUGCGUGUGUUCAAGCUGGGUCUGCUAUCGGGUCUGUGGUGGACGCUGGCGCUCAUGUGCUGGAUUAGCGAUCGCAUUUUCUGUGAGAUGUGGUCAUCUGUCAACUUCCCAUAUUUGCACUGCGCCUGGCACAUCCUGAUCUGUCUGGCCUCAUAUCUGGGAUGUGUGUGUUUCGCCUAUUUCGACGCUGCGUCGGAGGCUCCGGAGCAGGGGCCCGUGGUGAAAUUCUGGCCCAGUGAGAAAUGGGCUUUCAUCGGGGUGCCGUACGUCACGCUCCUCUGCGUACACAGAAAACCCUCCAUCAAGGUGACCUGAGCUGCAGUUUCUGAACACACUUCCAGUUUCACACAGAGGAGAAUCCUGAUCUCCAAUCACAAGGGUGUGCUUAUGGGGGACGGCGAAAGUCAAUCAGUGUUAUUGAUGUGAGGAUUUAAAGGGACAGUUCACCCAAAAAUCGAUAUUACCUCACUCUCUUAUAGUUCAAAGCUUUUAUGCAAUUUUUUUACAAAACAAGAUGAUCUGAAGAUUGCUGGAAAAAAAACAGCCAUUGAUUUCCAUGGCAGGAACAAAUAAUACUUUGAAUACGUAUAAAAUAUCUAGAAUAUAAAUAAUAUAUAGAAUAUAAAUAUUAUAUAGAAUAUAAAAUAAUAUAUACAGAAUUUUCCCAGCAUUCUUUAGUACAGUCAAGCCUGAAAUUAUUCUUACCCCUGACUUGAAGUUUUUGUUCAUAUGUAAAUAAAAGCUGGGAAAUAUAUAUAUAUAUUUCCACAAUGAUCCCUCUUGUACAUCAUCGUAUUAUAUUAUAUUGGGACAAGCCUGUGUCAUUUAUGGACAAAAAACAAACUUUCUGGCUAAAUAAAAAUAACUAUAAGUCAGAAUUUGAAUGAAUAAUUUCAGGCUUGACAUGAGUUCAGCAGAAGAAAGAAACCGGUUUGGAACAAGUAGAGGAUGGGGAAAUGCUGACAGGAUUUUCAAUUUCGGGUGAUUUGUCCUUUUAACAGCACAAAAUUAGCUUUCCGUUUGCGUUGGUGUAACACUCAUAAAGGUUUGGAAUAAUAAAGAUUUGUUUCAUGUUUUUAAAGAGGUUUCUUUCGUUCAGCAAAGCUGCAUUUAGUUGAUCAAAAAUACAGUAAACAACUGUAAUAAUGUCAAAUGGAGGUCACCAUGUGAAAAUUAAAUACAGUAACAAUUAGGGCUGCACGAUAUAUGGUGUCAGCAUUGAUAUCGCAAUACUCCACGUCUGUAAUAGUCACAUCGCAGGAUCUGCAAUGUUUUGAUUAUAGUUGACCAGGAGAAACAGACCCAUCAGAAUUGUGUAGUUAUUGGAGAGUUUAACUAUAAUGGAGUAAAAGUUUUUCAUUUGCAUGGGUUUUUAAGGCUUGACAGCAUUCAGGCACAAGACAUUUUACCAUUUGUAACUUUAAUAAAGAAUAAUUUUAUUGAAUUAUUUAUAAAGUAAAGACUUUUGUAGUGUUAUUUUACAUUUGAUUAUUCAGAUUUUGACCCUGAAUGCUAUUUGACUGCCCCAAAAACCCUAAAACACUGUUUAUUUUACUUUUAUCUUUGCUUUUAAUCAAUUUUUUUACAUAAAAAAAGAAUCAUUCCACUCAAUCUAAAUUAAUAAAUUCUUU
Molecule: messenger RNA, 2367 nt
Organism: Danio aesculapii
Lineage: Eukaryota; Metazoa; Chordata; Actinopteri; Cypriniformes; Danionidae
Gene: acer2
Product: alkaline ceramidase 2
Exons: 6
Coding region: 212-1051 (279 amino acids)
Biological process (GO): ceramide metabolic process
Cellular component (GO): membrane
Molecular function (GO): hydrolase activity, acting on carbon-nitrogen (but not peptide) bonds, in linear amides
Source: RefSeq, a predicted model, not a curated record